CUGAUUCACCCCACCUUCAUUGCCAGUCAGUCCCGCCCCUAAGUAAUGCUUAAAAACCCUAAGCUUGAAACCUAGCAUGUGAAUGAAGAAUUUGCUCUAAAUCUGUACAGACUCCUAUAUAUACAGAAAUGCUGAGAAGAAGAUUAACUUCAGUUUUAUCAGCUCCAAUCUGCAAUGCCUCCAAUCAGUUCCAAAAAUCCACCUCAAUCUUGCCGUCGCGCAUAUCCCAAAAAACCCCAUUGCUGCAAUUAAUACAAUGCCUGCGGGAUUCGUCGAACCCGAGUUCCAAUGGAUAUUUUAAUUGUCAGAGUACGAGGGCUUACAGCAGCCUAUUGGCCUUGAAUGAUUUGAGGGAUAACAAGGGGGCCCGGAAACAGAAGACCCGGAAGGGACGGGGUAUCGGCUCGGGCAAGGGAAAGACUGCUGGUCGUGGGCAUAAGGGUCAGAAGGCGCGGGGUACUAUGAAGUUUGGAUUUGAAGGUGGUCAAACUCCUCUCCGUCGUCGCCUUCCUAAACGCGGUUUUAAGAAUCCUUUCAGCCUCACUUUUCAGCCAGUUGGCUUAGGAAAAAUUUCAAAGUUGAUCAAUGCAGGGAAGAUAGAUUCUUCAGAGUUGAUAACUAUGAAAACUCUCAAGGAUGCAGGGGCAAUAGGGAAGCAAAUUAGAGAUGGUGUUCGACUGAUGGGCCGUGGGUCUGAACAUAUACAAUGGCCCAUCCAUCUUGAGGUGUCAAGGGUCACCGUCAGGGCUAAAGCAGCAGUCGAAGCUGCUGGUGGGUCCGUAAGGAGGGUGUAUUACAAUAAACUGGGCUUCCGGGCAUUGCUAAAACCGGAGUGGUUCGAGAAGAAGGGCAGAUUGCUCCCUAAAGCAGCAAGGCCUCCACCAAAACAGAAAGAUAAAGUAGAUAGUAUUGGACGUCUGCCUGCCCCUACGAAACCUAUUCCUUUGACACCUGAAGAGAAAGAGCCAAUGUCUGCUUAAACUACCUGAAGUUUGCUUAGAUGUUGUAGAGCUUGAUGAUUGCCAUACGGAUAGAUUUUGUUUUUAACCGUAAAUUGAAUUGCAGCCUGUCUCUGUCCUUGAUUAUGCUAGCUAAUGGAAAAUGAAAUUUUCUUGUUUUGUUAGAUAAGUCUCUGCAGCA
Molecule: messenger RNA, 1140 nt
Organism: Olea europaea var. sylvestris
Lineage: Eukaryota; Viridiplantae; Streptophyta; Magnoliopsida; Lamiales; Oleaceae
Product: 50S ribosomal protein L15-like
Exons: 4
Coding region: 129-980 (283 amino acids)
Biological process (GO): translation
Cellular component (GO): mitochondrial large ribosomal subunit
Molecular function (GO): structural constituent of ribosome
Source: RefSeq, a predicted model, not a curated record